This is a messenger RNA of Cryptococcus wingfieldii CBS 7118, 1437 nucleotides long. RefSeq names its product DNA-directed RNA polymerase III subunit RPC4. The transcript has 6 exons. The coding region runs from base 1 to 1437 and encodes 478 amino acids. Gene Ontology annotation, molecular function: DNA binding. Gene Ontology annotation, biological process: transcription by RNA polymerase III. Gene Ontology annotation, cellular component: RNA polymerase III complex. NCBI's taxonomy places the organism in Eukaryota, Fungi, Basidiomycota, Tremellomycetes, Tremellales, Cryptococcaceae. The record is from RefSeq and is a predicted model, not a curated record.
AUGCCCCCCAAACUGCCCGCCAACCUCGUAUCAGCAGCCGCCGACGCCCCUCCCCCUGCGAACGAUGCCGCUAGUACCAGCGGUUCUGCGCGAAGCACCCCCGCCCUCGGCGGUACACCAGGACCCAGUGCCGGUCCUAGUGCGCCGGGCGUGCCCAAGAUGAAAUUCAAGCCCAAAGUGCCCAUCAGGAGGCAAAAGACAGAGGCGGAAGUCAAAGCUGAACCUGCCCCUUCGGCAUCGACGAGAGGUGCUCCCCGAGGUCGUGGGAGAGGCGAUUCCCGUGGAGGACGAGGUGGAAGAGGAGGAAGAGGAGGGGCGGUCGUAUCUACAUCAACCGCUGCAGGUGUCUUUGGCGGUCCUCGACCCGCUACUUCCACUACUCGAAAAUUCACAGCCGCCGCCUCCGCCCCCCGCCUCCCCGAAUACCCCUCCGACGCCGAAGAGUACUCCGACCACUCCUCCGAAGACGGCUUCACCUCCACCCGGCCUAUCGACAUUGAUCUCGUCUCGACCAUGUCUGAAUCGGCACCGACGAGUAUGCAUAGGGAUCGAAAGUUGACGGGGGGGCCGAAGGCGAAGGAGAUGAAGGAUAAAGAGAAGGCGGAUAAGGCUAGGGUGAAGGCGAAGAAGGCCAAAGGCAAGCAACCUGUACCUGUACCCGUGGGGCAGGGGGUGAAGCCGGAACCGAUCUCGCCGAGUCAAGAGUUCCAGCCGCUAAGAGACGACGACGCCAUGAUGUCGGACGACGAGGACCAAGACCGGGACGAACGCGGGCGUCGGGUGCGCAACUUUAUGCAGACGGGUGGGAUUGAAGAAGCGAGCCCGGAGGAGGAUGAAGAAGUCAAUGCGGCGCAGAUGGUGGAUCUGAGUGAGAGCGAGAGUGAGGAGGAGGAAGAGGAUAUGGAGGGGGACUUUGUGGCUACCGAAGGCGGGGAUGAUCCCGAAAACAAGCUAUUCGUAUUCCAAUUCCCCCACCUCUUUCCCAAAUUCAACCCCCCCGGCCCUGUCGACCUUACCAACCCCAACGCUGCGUCUAUGCCCGGGGAAGACGUCAAACCGGAUAUCAAACCGACCGCCGCGCAGCUCAAAGCACAAGCGAGAAAGGCGAAAGAAGAGCCGGUGCCGGAGGGCAGGAUCGGGACGAUGGUGGUGAUGAAGAGUGGGAGGAUCAAGAUGGUUUUGGGCGAUGGGAUCGUCAUGAACGUCGCCCCCGGAGUUCCACCAACAUUCACCCAACAUCUCGUCCACCUCGACCCCAAACAAAAGGCCGCCAUCGUCAUCGGCGAUAUCCACAAAAACUACGUCGUCACCCCUGAUAUAGACAGGCUGCUGCAGGAGCUUUAUUUGAAUGGGGGGCAGACGCCGGGAGAUCUGGAGGCUGGGAAGAGGGAGGAGGUUAGGAGGUCCAAGGGGUUGGUCAAGAUGGAGGAUUUGUAG